This is a messenger RNA of Vidua macroura (Pin-tailed whydah), 2902 nucleotides long. RefSeq names its product cystatin F (gene CST7). Gene Ontology annotation, biological process: positive regulation of myelination; immune response; negative regulation of microglial cell activation. The transcript has 4 exons. The record is from RefSeq and is a predicted model, not a curated record. Gene Ontology annotation, molecular function: cysteine-type endopeptidase inhibitor activity. Gene Ontology annotation, cellular component: endoplasmic reticulum; lysosome; Golgi apparatus. Lineage: Eukaryota; Metazoa; Chordata; Aves; Passeriformes; Viduidae. Bases 48 to 506 code for a protein of 152 amino acids.
GGCAGUUACUCCUCUGGCUGUCAGGCUCCUCUUCUGGAGUGGUGGAGAUGGCAGUGAACUUCACCUGCAGCUUCACUGCACUUUGCUGUUUGGCACUCUGGAGCUUCACUGGGACUUCAGGUGGUACACAUGUAACACCACCCCACUCAACCAUAAGACCUGGCUUCCCUGUCCCAGCGAACACCAACAGCCCCGCGGUCCGCAAGGCCGCUCGCUUUGGGGUCUACAGAUACAACAACAGCUCCAAUGACCUCUUCCUGUUUAAGGAAUCACAGAUAAAGAAAGCCAUGGUACAGAUAGUCAGAGGGCUGAAGUACAUGCUUCAUGUGGAAAUCAAACGCACCGUGUGUGAGAAGAGGGAUCACUCCAGCCUGGACAGCUGUCACUUCCAGAGGGAAAAAAACCUGCAACAGAUGCUGAGAUGCUAUUUUGAGGUCUGGAUAACACCUUGGACACACGAAGUGCAUAUCCCUGUUGCCCAUUGUCACCAAGACAUUUCCCCAUGAGAGCCUGACUUACAAAGGAUCCACCACCCUAUGUUUUUCCUUGCCUGGACUGCUGAGGUCAAUACUGAAGUGGAGAACAGCUGUACAGAACUGCACAGAGGUUUUCUCUCAAAGCACAUGGUUGUUUUUUUCCUUGAGAAAAACACUCAAAAGACAAGGCCUGCCUUGACUGGAUGUCUUGCUAUGCAGUUGUGUAUCUGUUUUUCCAAAACUAAACUGCACAUGAACAUGUGUUGUCAUUCAUUCACCAUCCACCCUCUGGCUAAAUUUCCAAGCACUCCCAGGAAGCUCUGUUGCACUUGUUUUGUGAUGAACUUUCACAAACCCAUGACGGAAACAAGUGUAAACGACACGUGUGAAUACAACACCGAGGAAAGCUUUACAACAGUGGGGUGGUUUGCCUGGGUACACACACACAGGUUUUAAGAUUUUUCCAGUGCCAGGGAAAUGAUCAGACACAUCUGUCAGGAAGGCAAGAGGGAGAGCUGUUCUUUUUUUUUAAGAUAGAGGAAUGGAUAAGGAUGUCUCAAAACACAGACAUCCCAGAAAUUAUACAGUCCAAUGAGUGCUUCCACUUUAAUCAAAAGCUAAGCUACACUGUGAAAGGGCAUCACGGCAAAUGCCAAGGCUAAUAAAUUUAAUCAUAUUGCCAAAUAAUAAUUCUGAGGUUAAACAGCAUAGUUCCAUUCAGGUUAAUAUACAACAUUUAAUUUCUGGCAGACCACAGCUUAUAUUCAUAUUCAAUAAAAUGAUGGUCUUCUCCAGGUGGGCAUCCACCAUUCCUUCAAGUCUUCACUCUUCAUCCAUGGGCUAAUUAUUGCUUACAGUGGACUAAGGUCCCUAUUAGGAAGGAUUUGGGUAGCUGCUCCCUUAAGACAGCCAUAAAGUCUGAGCCUAUGAUCAGUCAUACACAGACCAGCACUUCUAAAUGGGCAGGGCCCUGAUCUAAGCCACAAAGAGUAGGGUUUUUUUUCCACAAAUACUCCUUUUUUCUGAAAGUUGUUGCUUUCUGUAGCAAUAUUGUAACUCCUAUUAGCAGUAACACUCCCACUUUCAGCCCUUUUAACAAUCAUUAAAUCAAGAAAGGCCAGUGAAGGGCUCUAAGCCAAGGUCUGGGGAUGUUAAGACAGAUGGUAUUACUAGUACAACUGAGUAUUUGCUCCAAGUAAUCCCAAAGCUGGGCAAGUCUCAAGUUCUGUUUCAGAAACACCACUUGUAAUGAACAGGUGGCUCAGCAGCAGCUCAAAUUCAGCAUCCAGUGCUGGAGAGGCAGCUGUGCUGCAUCUUAAUCUUUGGGAACACCAGUGUCUUGGCUGGGGAAAAAAAGGGAAAAAAAAAAAAAAGCAGUGCUCUAAAGAAAGCUACAGAAGGGCCACAAGAGGAUGUAAUGUGAUGCUACAUUCAGCCAUCACCAACAGCCUGGUGCCAAAGACAAGGAGAAAGAAAGGCAGCGAUGGUGGCUUGGGCUGUCCACAAAGCAGGAAAGCCAAGCCACAGCUAGGUUUGUAGGAGAGCAAGAGAAGCCAGGAAGAGCUGCUCUUUGCAUCUCAGAGGGGUUAGGAAUGGUCUCAAGCCCUCUUCUCCUUCAGCUGCACACUUCACACAAUGCCAAGGGCUUCCAACCAGGCUGUCAGCUUUAGACAGUCUGGACCAGAACAGGCUGGGCAGAUUCAUGUUCUUUCCUUCAGCCAGCAGGACAGCCUGGUGUUCAGGAACAGAUGUCAUUUACCUCUCACAUGCCACCAAGGGGGCAAGCAGGCAGCAUGCUGUCACUUCAGGUCUGUGCAGAGAUGCAUGCAGGCAGUGAGCAUGUCACACAACAGUGUCCCCUGUGCAACUCUCCGAGCCCCUGACACACAGUGCUUCAUCUCAAACACCUCACCAUACCAAUUCUCCAUUUGUCAGAGCAACAAAAUUUAAAGCCAGGUGAACUUGGCAUCAUGAAGGCUGACAAACCCAACAAGCCUUUGCUGUUCUCCCAAGGAAAAUCCAGCAUGACUCUUCAGACCUCUCUAUGCAAACAGACAAGCUCCUGCUGAGAAAGACAGAUCAUCCUUAUGUUCAAAGCUGCAUCCAAGUGUUCACUGUGACACACAAUUCCAGUGUGCUUUACAAUAAGAAAGGUACACUGGAAUUGUAAUACCCGUCAUCCCCUCAGCUAUGGUAACAGAGCUUUCAUCAGCACCAAAGAAAGGAGCAGAGCUAGAGACAACUGAGCUCUUUGUAUCACUCCAGAGCACUUCACUCAGGAAGGAUUUGGGUAAUUAAAGAGGAGGACACUGCUAACACUGACCUAAAGAACUGCAGCUAAAUACCACUUCAAUGCAAUGACAUGCAGCAGUCAAAAAGCCAGUGUCUGCCCUCUGCAUCUUGGCUACAAUUUACACCAAGGUUAA